Rotaria socialis is the source of this 942-nucleotide messenger RNA. The record is from the annotation of a GenBank genome assembly. Lineage: Eukaryota; Metazoa; Rotifera; Eurotatoria; Philodinida; Philodinidae.
AUGCGACUCGAAAAUAUUCAUGCACUUACCAUAUGUAAUCAUUAUGUCAUCAGCAAUCGUUAUAUUGCUAGUCAACUUUGCCAUAUUUUUCCACGUGUGAAAAAAUUACAUGUAUCGGUGAACCGACUCGACGAUAUGAUAAUUUUAAUUGAUGGAUUCAAACAUUUAUCGAGUGCAUCAUUCAUGUUCAAGUCUUUAUUCAGUAAUGACAAACAAGAUCUAUGGCAAAAGAUUAAUACAAUAGUCAAUGGUGUUUAUCGUUUAGAAGACUCAUGUCUUCAUAUGUGGAUUGAAAAUCGGAUGGAUAUUUCACAGAAAAAAAAUAUUUCAAAUAUUAGUUGGUCACAACGAUUAGAAAAGUUUUGGCAUUAUCUUGAUUUUAUGUUGAGUCAAGAGUCACCGCUUUCUAAAUUCUUUACUAUUUUCUUGAUCGCUUAUCUACACAAUAUCGUGACGCAAAUGUGGAUCUACUUAAUGCCUUAUAUUGCAUUAAAUUUAUUUGUUUGUCAGACGAUACUUGGCAGUUCUUCCUUUACAUAUCUUAGUCCAAUUGGUUCAUUAUUCUCCAAAUACGUUGAUCGACCGUCUACAUAUUUAUUUGGUUACUUAUUCGUUUCAAUAAUUAUCAUCAUUGGUUAUAUCUUUGCCGACGAGUGGAAAUUAAUGAUUGCAGAUACUAUGAAAGAUAAUGUCGUUGUCUAUCACGAUCUUAUUCGAUCGAUUCUUCUUAGUAUAAGUGGCUAUUUCCAUGCACUUGGUGGAUAUCUCACCUGCUCGAUAAUACAAUUUCCAGUACGACAACAGCCACCACUAAUACGACAAGCACUGCAACAACAACAAACACAACCACUACUACAGCCAGCAGCAACACCACAACAAUCACGUCAACUACCACACAAACUGCAACUUCAACAAGUAAGACAUUGGUGGGAUAGCACAUGA